This is a messenger RNA of Tachysurus fulvidraco (yellow catfish), 3590 nucleotides long. It is a transcript of the gene arrb2a, whose product is annotated as arrestin, beta 2a. Lineage: Eukaryota; Metazoa; Chordata; Actinopteri; Siluriformes; Bagridae. The record is from RefSeq and is a predicted model, not a curated record. Bases 152 to 1399 code for a protein of 415 amino acids. The transcript has 16 exons. Gene Ontology annotation, molecular function: angiotensin receptor binding. Gene Ontology annotation, cellular component: cytoplasm. Gene Ontology annotation, biological process: positive regulation of ERK1 and ERK2 cascade; G protein-coupled receptor internalization; signal transduction.
CGGUCUGACCGGUUGCUCGUUGUAGCUGAUCUUCCUGUUGCUAUGUAGCGCAGCUAAAAUAAUCAUAACGUUCGAUGUGUUUAUUUAACAAAACAACACUUAACCUUUAUUAAUUCGGCAAAUUGUGAAGCUUUACAAUUCUCCCUGGAUUAUGGGGGACAAGGCAGGCACCCGGGUAUUCAAGAAGUCCAGUCCGAAUUGCAAGAUUACUGUAUACUUGGGGAAAAGGGAUUUUGUGGAUCACUUAGAUCAGGUGGAUCCUGUAGAUGGAGUAAUACUAGUAGACCCUGAAUAUCUUAAAGACCGAAAAGUGUUUGUAACGUUAACCUGUGCCUUCCGUUAUGGACGGGAGGAUCUGGACGUCCUUGGGCUUUCCUUUCGGAAAGAUCUUUACAUAUCCACUUUUCAGGCUUUCCCACCUAUUGCAGAAGAGCGCAAGCCCAACAGUCGACUUCAGGAGAGACUCCUGAAGAAGUUGGGCCAGCAGGCGCAUCCUUUUCACUUUACUAUCCCUCAAAACUUGCCAUGUUCAGUUACCCUGCAGCCUGGUCCUGAAGACACUGGGAAGGCCUGUGGGGUUGAUUAUGAGAUAAGAGCUUUCUGUGCCAGGUCUGUGGAGGAGAAGAUUCAUAAACGAAAUUCUGUCAGAUUAGUGAUUCGUAAAGUGCAGUAUGCUCCCGAGAAGCCCGGUCCUCAGCCGAUGGUGGAGACGACACGGAGCUUCCUGAUGUCUGACCGCUCUCUGCAUCUAGAGGCAUCUCUAGAUAAAGAGUUGUAUUAUCACGGGGAGCCGAUCAGCGUGAAUGUUCACGUCACCAACAACUCAACCAAGACUGUCAAACGAGUCAAAAUAUCAGUGCGGCAGUAUGCCGACAUCUGUCUGUUCAGCACGGCUCAGUACAAAUGUCCAGUGGCUCAGUUUGAGGCAGAUGACCAGGUGUCAUCAAGUUCCACAUUCUGUAAGGUCUACACUCUCACUCCCACACUGAAUAAUAACAGAGAGAAGCGAGGGCUGGCUCUGGAUGGCAAGCUCAAGCAUGAAGAUACCAACCUAGCUUCUAGCACCAUUGUUAAAGACGGAUGUAAUAAGGAGGUCCUUGGAGUUCUGGUGUCGUACCGAGUCAAGGUUAAGCUGGUCGUCUCCCGUGGAGGACUUUUAAGCAGCUUACUGGAGAGAGACGUCUCAGUCGAGCUCCCGUUUGUUUUAAUGCAUCCUAAACCAAUAGAUGUUCCCACAUCUCGACCAGCCUCAGCUGUGCCAGAGGCAGACCCUCCUAUCGAUACCAACCUCAUAGAGUUUGACACACGUAGCUUCACCCCGGAUGAUGACCUGGUGUUUGAAGAUUUUGCCCGUCUGCGGUUAAAAGGAACCACUGAUGAUAAGGAUGAGGACUGCUGAGCCUUCUUUCCUUUCUCUUGUUCUUUUUUUUUUUUUUUUUUUCCCUCUCAGCCCAGAAACUUGCAGCAUGAAGAUGAAGAAAAAAUCACCAUCUAAUUUACUCUCAAAGGACGGUCUUUCAUAACGGAUCUUCUUCCCAAAUCAUCUUAUCAUUCCUUUGAUGAAACAGUGUUUUGCCAACAUUUUCCAAACGCCAAAAGGAUCAUUUGAGGAAAGCUGCUGUAACAUAAAGAGCAUUGAACAAAGGAAAAAAAAAAUAAGAGAAUUAACCUCCUUCUCUUAUGAGUAAAUAAGGAGCGCAUGUGAUUGUUGUGCCAAGCAUCCAUGUAGGAAAUCUAGAUGCCACUCAAGCUACAUUGAUGUGCCAUCGAGUGCACAUAGGUCAGUUCAAGUUUAGGGAGAACAGCUCAUUCUCAUUAAAUUAGCUUGGUUACAGACGUCAUAAAUUUCUGUGUGUUGCGGGAAACACAGAUCUAACUGCGUUCCUAAUAAUAAUGAAAUGAUCCAGUAUUUUACUAGUGUUACUGCAUUUAAAUCUACUACACUGUUCCAAGAAUAAAAGCCUAAAUCUAAAAAUAAAAAUCCGAGUAGAUAUCUGUAGAUUUAAUUUAAGUUUAGAAACUAGGAAUACAAGACUAAGACGACUUACAAAUUAUAAGCUUCUGGUAGACUUGGUUUUACGAUCCACGUCUACUCUUCUACUGAUAGUGAUGUACUGUAACUCUGAGGAAUUAAGGCCGUUUGAUAACAGUGAACUUGUUUCUGGUGUAGGCUGCAGUCCAAAGUUCCUUCCUAAUAUUUUGACCAACAUUAUAAAAUGGAUCAUGCUCAGUAUAAAAUAGCGAUUGGGAAAAUCUACAAUGUAUUUGUUGAUUAUUUUCAUUACCAGACUGGAAAGUGGUGCAGCAGGGAGCACCGCUACCUCAUAACUCCAGGUCCAACCCUGAGCUUGUGUUGCUGUCUGUGCAGAGUUUUGCAUGUUCUGCACAUGUCUGCAUGAGAUUCCUCCCACCACCUAAAACAAAGGGGGGUUGAAUGUGUGUACAUGGUGCACUGUGGUAGACUAGUGUCCUAUACUGGGUGUGUUCUUAAAUUUGGCCCAACGCUCCUGCAACCCUGACAGCAUAAAUCUGUUACGGAUGAUGAAUUAAAAUUCAUUGUAAAUUGAACAAGUAACACAUUAAGCCAUGGACUGAUACAGUAUGAUGAACAGCUUAGUUAAAUAAAUACUUGCAUACUCAGAAAUCCCAACAACUGUUCUUAUAGUAAAUAACGUAACAAUCUGCACAUGUACUACCAGACAUCAUAAAUAAGAGUUCGAGAAGCUGUGACUUAUUGAACAGUUGUGAUCCUGUACAGUUCAUCAUAACAAAAAAGUCCCUCAUAAAAGCAUAUUGUCAGAUUUUAUAAAAGUAAAUCCCUGGUUUAUUGUUUUGAGAUGUCAGUGAAUGAGUGCUGACUAUAGACAGUCUUGUCUGCCAAAUGUGGCAUCUAGGUGGCCUACAUCAUGCCAACUAUGGUUAGAGGUUAAAUAGGCUACAAAAAAAAAUGCAUUUUUGGAAAAGAAAUCCAUAUUGUGUGAGCUUCUUUUUUGUUGUUCUGUGAUAUAUUGAAGUUUAUUUUGAAAUGCCUCUUUAGCUUAAUUUCCACAAGGUGUUUUGAUGUUAGUAACUCUGUUAAUAAUCUUAAUUAUUAUGAGUUAUAACACACGUGAUAAAGAAAUUACUGUAUCGGGCAUGCCAGGCGAAGCACUGUCACGCACACACCUCUUUGCCCUGCAUCAUGAUUUACAAAGAGUUUACAACCGUUACACAGUUAAACAUGAUUAAUACUAAUAGGCUGUCUUUUUGUGUUGUCCAUGGCAUACUGUGUCCAACCCUCAGGUACACUGGCUCAUUCCUUCAUUCAGAGAUAUGUGACAGAAUGGGUGCUGAUACGGAGCAUGCGUCAGUCCAGCUGUAACGGCCGACCGCGCGUCAGAAGGGUGUUUACAUUUACCACACAGCACCUUCAUGUGUAAAUAAACAUGCUACUUUUGGUGAAAAAAAAUUCAUCAUGUCUCAGACAGGGAAAAAAAAGUAUAAUUGUCUUCAUGUUAAUACAAGUUUAAUAACUGUGAUGUCAUUCUUUUCCAUUUUCUUUUUUAUUUCAGAAUUUAUUUAAUUUUUUUAAUAAAAUAUAAAAUGCCAAA